Messenger RNA from Panonychus citri (citrus red mite), 2822 nucleotides. Its product is annotated as nuclear transcription factor Y subunit beta-like. Bases 301 to 1764 code for a protein of 487 amino acids. The transcript is spliced from 2 exons. NCBI's taxonomy places the organism in Eukaryota, Metazoa, Arthropoda, Arachnida, Trombidiformes, Tetranychidae. The record is from RefSeq and is a predicted model, not a curated record.
UAACUGUUUUAUGUUAAUCCUAAUUGGUGAUUGACUAAUGAGAUGGAAGAAAAAAUAAUUCCAAAUGGAAACAAUUAACCUGAAGGUUAAAUUGAUUUUCUUUUUCUAUUCUUAGUCAUGGACGAAUUUUAAAAUUACCGCGAUUUCUGAUUAGUUUUCUUUUUUUUUUUCUAUUUGUCUUGUACAUUUGAAACUCUUUUUGAUCUCAAAAUGAAUUUAUCUCUGUCUAGUUAAUUAUUAAUUCACUGCCAAUUGUUUUCCAUUUUGGUUUAAUCUCUAAUUUAAUUAAUUGAAUUAGAGAUGUCAGGAUCUAAUGGAGGAAUUCUUUGUAACUUGGAAGACCGAUUUACAAAGUAUCGAACUCAUCAUAAAGAACAUGAGAAUCGAGCUUUAACGACUCACAACACCAAAGUAGAAAAACAACGACAAGAGACUUACCAAUUGCAACAACAAAUCAUAAGUGAUACUGUUAGUGGUAGUAAAGUCAAGUCCAAUAAAAUUAGUUCAAACGGACCUGGAUCUCGUGCAACAAAGCGAAGCCAUCCUUCCAAUAAUUCAGCUCAAUCGUCGGGUCCCAAUGCUGCUAAAAUUCCUAAUAACGGACAAUUAGUUACCAUUAACAAUUCCUCUCCUUCUACAACUGUGUUUAAAAAUUCAACUCAACCUCGACCUCAAUCCCAGUCCCAGACACAAAGCCAGUCUCAACAUCAGUUACAACAACAACAACAGCAGCAACAGCCAUCUCAAUUGCUACCACAAACUCAACCGUUACAACAGCAACAACCACAGUAUUCUCAUCAACAAAUACAACCUCCACUGCAACUUAUUCACCAUCAAAUUCCACAACGCCAACAAAUACCGCCACCGCCACCGCCACAAGACCAACAACCACCGCAUCCACAGUCACAGCUUCAACCUUUACCACAAACACAGUCUCAACAACACCAACAACAAAUGAUUAUGAUUAACCAUGCCCAUCAUCAUCCCUCUCAACCAUCUCAUCCUCAAUCCCAACAGCUUCAACAUCACAAUACCAUAAAUCUCCAUACUCACCAUCAUCAACCUCCUCAAUCUAAUCAACCGCCACAACUUCAACGGUUACCUCAAAAUCAGUCCCAACAAUCUCAGCAUCAAAUGGUGAUGAUUAGUCACAAUCAACAUCAACAGCCUCAACCUCAACCUCCAUCCCAAGUCCAAAAUCACCCACAGCUAUUACAACAGGCACAGAUUCACCAACAGCACAUCCAACAACAACAGCAACAACAACAACGGUCUAACCAACAGUCACAAUACACGCGAUUACCACAAACACAAUCUCAGCAAUUUCCAAACCAUAACAAUAAUAAUCUUCAAAACCAUCACCAGCUUCAACAGCAGCCUAACCAUCAGUCACAAUAUAACAGAUUACCACAGACACAAUCCCAACAAUUUCAAAAUCAUAACAAUAUUCAUAAUCAUAACCAUCAACCUCAAUCUCAACAGCAAAUCCAAAUCCAGCAACAGCAACAACAACAACAACGACAGCUUCAAUCACAGUAUCAACAACGUUUACCACAAAAUCAAUCAUCGCAGCUUCAAUAUCUCAACCAAAACUAUUAUCCACAAGAGUUUAAAGAAUUAAAUGACGACGAUCUCGCAUGUCUUGAUAACUUCCAGUAUUCUUCUGAGCUUCCUUUAUCCGGACUCUCUCAAACACCUGAUCAGGAAAUAUUCUCGGAUCCAGUCUUCAUUAAGAAUCUAUUGGAAAGUUUUCGUAACAACUGAUUAAAUCUUUUGUUUAUUGGAUUAAGUGGACAGAAAGAUGCCCUUUAUUUCUUUUGUUUUUUGUUUUUUCUCUUCAUUAUCCUUCUCAAAAGUCUAAAUCAGAAUCAUGUUGACCCGGAAAAAGAAGACCUUCAAAGUUUCCCAUUAAUCUGAUGGAUCUCUAACUGGGUAACCUAGUUUGAACCUGUUUUUUACGUCUGGGCUUAUCGCAUUCUCUCUCUAUCUCUAUUCUCUCUCUCUCUCUCUCUCUCUCUCUCUCUCUCUCUCUCUACACUUGCUCUCUUUCUCUCUCAAUUCUUUCCUUCUUUUUCAUGGUUCGCUUUCAUCAUUAACAAAAGAAAAAUGUAUUCUCAUAAACAACAGAAGGCCAACUGUGCAACCUGAACAAAUGAGGAAGAUGUUUUUUUUUGCUGUCAGGGUUAAAUAAUAAUUUUGCAAAAAUGUUACGCUCCACUUGUACUUACAAGUAAUAUCUACAAGGAACUGACUUACAUCCUAUCUGUCUGUUGUUCCUUAUCUGUUUCCACCUUUCGUCUUUAUCAUCUUCCUCCUUCUCCUCUGUCUCAACCACCACGCUCUCAUAAAUUCAAUGACUAUCAGUACUUUUCUGCUUCCUUUUCACCCUUUUCUUAUUCUUUUUCACUUCAUCGACAUCACGAUCAUCAUCAUCGCCAUCACCAUCACCAUCAUCAUCAUCAACAUUUCUCAUUUUGUUCUUAUUUUUUCACAUUCAAAUUGACAAAAGAAAUUAACGAAAAAACCAUUUGUUUAACUUGAGACAAAAACGAAGCAAAAAGACACAAACACACAAAUGAAACAAUUCACACAACCCGAGCAACAAGUCCCGACGAAAAAGUCAACAUAACAACAAUAUUAAAGAGCAAAAACAUUCUCAAUUGUCAUUGUAAAGAAAAACAAAAAGAUUUAGAUAUCAAAAAUCAAAUCUACUAUUAUUAAUAUUAUUAUACAUAUAUUACUACAUUAUGCAAAUGAAACAAAACCUUAACACAUUCAUCAAAACAAAUAAAAAUUAAAUUGAUUGUAUCUGCAGCGAAAAA